UCGUCGUCGGCUUACUCCUUAGAGACCUGGCGCCACCGCGGAAGCCGCUAUUGGCGGACGCCCGGGACCGCGACUGCUCACUUCCGGCGCCGGCGACGACUCUGCCCGCUCGGGCACUCUCAGCCUCCCCCGCCCUUCCACCAUGGCCGCCUCUGUGUGGUGUGGGGAGAAGCUGGUCCUCCCGUAGCGCUCCGGCCGCAUCCUCACCCGCUAGGGGCCGGAUUCCAAGGAACCGCGUUUCCCAAUCCCGCUGGGAAGGUUUCCCACCCCCAAUUCAGGGCCAGGACUCCUUCCCACACCUCGAGAGGCAGAAACUUAGGGUCUCCCCUCCUUUCAGGAUAAGAAGCCAGAGGGUUCCCUCUCCACUUCUGCAAGGGUGGCAGCCUUGCCCACCUCUCUGCAGGGCACAAGACCCUAGUCCCAUACUUCUGCGCUAAAGCUCUGCCCCAGCACGGCUACUCCAGAGGGAGCAUCUAGAGAACCCGCGUCUUUCCCCUCCGCAGGAGAGGAGGCAAGAGUGCGGAAAGCCAGGCCUAUCGGCCUCCCUCCCACUUGUUCCUCUUGCUCCUCGUCCUUGGCAAGCCAGAGUUCUCCAUUUCUAGGACUUAACACCCGUCUACUCCCUUGACCUCUUCCGGUCUCCUGGCUGCAGCCAUGGAGUUACAGAAGGGAAAGGGGACCGUAGCAGCUGCUUCAUCAGGAGCAGCGGGAGGUGGAGGAGGAGGAGCGGGAGCAGGAGCCCCAGGAGGGGGGAGGCUGCUACUUUCAACCAGUUUGGAUGCCAAGGAUGAGUUAGAGGAGAGGUUGGAAAGGUGUAUGAGUAUUGUCACAUCGAUGACUGCUGGUGUCUCCGAGAGAGAAGCCAAUGAUGCCCUCAAUGCGUAUGUGUGCAAAGGACCUCCCCAGCAUGAGGAGAUCUGCCUAGGCCUGUUUACUCUUGUCCUCACUGAGCCUGCCCAAGCCCAGAAGUGUUACCGGGACUUGGCUCUGGUCAGUCGUGAUGGUAUGAACAUUGUCCUGAACAAAAUCAACCAGCUACUUAUGGAGAAGUACUUGAAGUUGCAAGAUACCUGCCGUACUCAGUUGGUGUGGUUGGUUCGGGAACUAGUAAAGAGUGGAGUUCUGGGAGCUGAUGGUGUUUGCAUGACAUUUAUGAAGCAGAUUGCAGGUGGUGAUGUUACAGCCAAAAAUAUCUGGUUGGCAGAAAGUGUUCUGGAUAUCCUGACGGAACAGAGGGAGUGGGUACUGAAGAGCAGCAUCCUCAUUGCCAUGGCUGUGUACACGUACCUCCGACUCAUCGUGGACCACCAUGGGACCGCCCAGCUCCAGACCCUUCGGCAGAAGGAAGUCGACUUCUGUAUCUCCCUGCUUCGGGAACGGUUCAUGGAAUGUUUGAUGAUUGGCCGGGACCUCGUAAGAUUACUUCAGAAUGUUGCUAGGAUACCAGAAUUUGAACUGCUUUGGAAAGAUAUCAUACAUAACCCUCAGGCCUUGAGUCCUCAGUUUACAGGUAUCCUACAGUUACUUCAGUCAAGAACAUCCCGGAAAUUUUUAGCCUGUCGUCUAACCCCAGACAUGGAAACGAAGCUGCUCUUCAUGACAUCGAGGGUGCGGUUUGGCCAGCAAAAGCGAUACCAGGAUUGGUUCCAGCGCCAGUACCUCUCAACCCCUGACAGUCAGUCUCUGCGCUGUGACCUCAUUCGAUACAUCUGUGGGGUAGUUCACCCCUCUAACGAAGUGCUGAGUUCUGAUAUCUUGCCCCGAUGGGCCAUCAUUGGCUGGCUCCUGACAACAUGCACGUCCAAUGUUGCUGCCUCCAAUGCCAAGCUGGCUUUGUUUUAUGACUGGCUGUUCUUCAGCCCAGACAAGGAUAGCAUUAUGAACAUAGAGCCAGCUAUUCUGGUCAUGCAUCACUCCAUGAAGCCCCACCCAGCCAUCACUGCCACGCUUCUGGACUUCAUGUGCCGAAUCAUCCCUAACUUCUACCCACCGUUGGAAGGUCACGUUCGGCAGGGCGUCUUUUCUUCUCUCAACCACAUUGUGGAGAAACGAGUCUUGGCACACUUGGCUCCCCUGUUUGAUAACCCUAAAUUGGAUAAAGAGCUUCGGUCCAUGCUUCGAGAGAAGUUUCCUGAGUUCUGCAGCUCACCCUCCCCUCCUGUGGAAGCCUCAUUUCCAGAAGCAUCUGGUAUACUGGGGAGCACAAGAGGCUAUCAGGAGUCUUUUUUUCUUUACUCACAAGUCAAAAUUGAAGAGCCUGUUUCCAUGGAAAUGGACAACCAUCUGUCAGAUAAGGAUGAGAGUUGCUAUGACAAUGCAGAGGCAGCCUUCAGUGAUGAUGAGGAGGAUCUUAAUAGCAAAGGGAAGAAGAGAGAAUUUCGCUUCCACCCCAUCAAGGAGACUGUUGUGGAGGAGCCAGUUGAUGUCACCCCUUACCUUGAUCAGUUGGAUGAGUCCCUAAGGGACAAAGUGCUGCAGCUGCAGAAGGGAAGUGAUACAGAGGCCCAGUGUGAGGUCAUGCAGGAAAUUGUGGAUCAGGUCCUGGAGGAAGACUUUGACUCGGAGCAGCUGUCUGUCCUUGCUUCCUGCCUACAGGAGCUCUUCAAGGCCCACUUCCGAGGGGAGGUGCUGCCUGAAGAGGUCACUGAAGAGUCCCUGGAGGAAUCAGUAGGGAAGCCUCUGUACCUAAUAUUUAGGAACCUGUGCCAGAUGCAGGAGGACAACAGCAGCUUUUCGCUGCUUCUGGACCUUCUCUCCGAGCUGUACCAAAAGCAGCCCAAGAUUGGCUACCACCUGCUUUACUACCUGAGGGCAAGCAAAGCCGCCGCAGGGAAGAUGAACCUGUACGAGUCAUUUGCCCAGGCUACCCAGCUGGGUGACCUGCACACCUGUCUAAUGAUGGACAUGAAGGCUUGCCAAGAGGAUGAUGUGCGGCUGCUAUGCCACCUCACGCCUUCCAUCUACACAGAGUUUCCAGAUGAAACCUUAAGGAGCGGGGAGCUGCUGAACAUGAUAGUGGCUGUUAUUGACUCUGCACAGCUCCAGGAGCUAGUCUGCCAUGUGAUGAUGGGGAACCUGGUCAUGUUCCGGAAGGACUCAGUCCUCAACAUACUCAUUCAGAGCCUGGACUGGGAAACCUUUGAGCAGUAUUGUGCCUGGCAGCUCUUCCUUGCCCACAACAUCCCUCUGGAGACUGUCAUCCCUAUUCUGCAGCACCUCAAAUACAAGGAGCACCCAGAGGCCCUGUCCUGUCUCCUGCUUCAGCUUCGAAGAGAGAAGCCCAGUGAGGAGAUGGUGAAGAUGGUGCUGAGCCGGCCCUGCCAUCCUGAUGACCAGUUCACCACCAGCAUCCUGAGGCACUGGUGCAUGAAGCACGAUGAGCUGCUUGCAGAGCACAUCAAGGCCUUGCUCAUCAAGAACAACAGCCUUCCCCGCAAGAGGCAGAGCCUAAGAAGCUCUAGCAGCAAGCUGGCCCAGCUGACCCUGGAACAGAUCCUGGAACACUUGGACAACCUAAGACUCAACCUAGCCAACACCAAGCAGAACUUUUUUAGCCAGACACCGAUCCUCCAGGCGCUGCAGCAUGUCCAGGCAAGCUGUGACGAAGCUCACAAGAUGAAGUUCAGUGACCUCUUCUCCCUGGCCGAGGAAUAUGAGGACUCUUCCACUAAGCCACCCAAGAGCCGGCGGAAGGCAGCUCUGUCCAGCCCUCGAAGUCGAAAGAAUGCUGCCCAGCCUCCCAAUGCUGAAGAAGAGUCGGGCUCCAGCAGUGCCUCGGAGGAAGAAGACACAAAGCCUAAGCCCACCAAACGAAAACGAAAAGGCUCCUCUGCUGUGGGUUCUGACAGUGACUGAGGCCUGGCAUUCCCACCCUGCCCCAGCCUGAGAAACGUCCACGCAGCCCCACCCCUCCUCUUAUCCCAGGGCCUCCAGCUCCUUUUACCCCUCUCCACUGCUGCUCCCACUGGUAGGUACUCACAGCAGCCAGACGCUGUGCAGAAGCAGAUCAUGGUGGAAGAUCUUGCCCCUGGCUCCUCCCCAAGUCUCCAAAGAGCCAUUGGACAGAGAAGGGAGUGAUGAAGAGGCUUCUGGGCAGAGAAGCUGGGACGGCGGCAGAUGCUGUGUGAGUGGGCACUCCUUCCUGCUUCCCUUCAGUCUGCAUUUGUUCUGAACAGACACUUGUAGUCUGUGGACGGCGGUCACUACACCAGUGUGAAAUGGGCAUCUGACCUGGUGUGGGCGGUGCCCAUCUGGGCAAAUGCCACAGCCUUCAGAAAAGAACCUGAUGACAGCGUAAGAGGCUCUUGCUGCACCUGGGAUGCUUGGGUUGGCCCAGCAUUGGCACUUCAAGCUGAGCCGGAGCCCAGGGGAGUCCCGGAGGCAAGUUCCUCAGAACUGUCAAAUGGCCUGAUUUCUGUGGUUCUGUUUUUGCUUUUUCUUUUGGCAAAGAUAAUCGAGUUUUAAAUUGUUUUUAAGUGAUAAUGAAACAAGCCAGAACAUCUUUUGUGCCUGAGUUGA
Rattus norvegicus (Norway rat) is the source of this 4518-nucleotide messenger RNA. RefSeq names its product integrator complex subunit 3 (gene Ints3). Lineage: Eukaryota; Metazoa; Chordata; Mammalia; Rodentia; Muridae. Gene Ontology annotation, cellular component: site of double-strand break; integrator complex; nucleus. The record is from RefSeq and is a predicted model, not a curated record. Gene Ontology annotation, biological process: DNA repair; regulation of transcription elongation by RNA polymerase II; mitotic G2/M transition checkpoint.